CUAGAGACAUCGACCACUUCCUCGAACACUCCAAAAGCGAUAUAAGCGAGAGAGAAGAUAGAUCGAUAGAUAUGGCGAAGGUGAUGAAGUCUUUUUCCAUGUUCGUUGUGUUCUUCCUUCUCAUCUUGGCGGUCCUUGAAGUGAGAAAGACAGAAGCCGAAGACAAAUGCCUGAAAGCCUUCGGAGGAGGUAAGGGCUUUCAGCUAUGCGCCCCUCGGAUUUAUCCGAGCUUUUGCUACCGUCGCUGCCGCAGCGAAAAAGGCGCGUUUGGCGGAAAAUGCGUCUGGGGAAGCGGCCCUAACCCUGAUGUUCGGUGUUUAUGCAACUAUUGCAGCGUUCAACCUCGCCUCGUGAUCGAAAUGGACACAAACGCAAACGCAGACGCUGCUUAGUAUAUAGCAAAUAGAAAGCCGUAUGAGCAUGUAUGUGCCAGGUGCCGUACGUGUACAAGUUAAUGUCGGAACUAUGAAUUAAAAAAAUAAAAAAUAAGGACAAGGGAGUUGGGUCUUCCUCUGUUGUAAAGUUUGUGCUGGUGUGUUAGUAAAGGCAUAUGUUUUUUUAUAAUCCGAAAAAUUCAUCGGAUCUUUGGUCUUA
Tarenaya hassleriana is the source of this 594-nucleotide messenger RNA. RefSeq names its product defensin-like protein 4. Lineage: Eukaryota; Viridiplantae; Streptophyta; Magnoliopsida; Brassicales; Cleomaceae. The transcript is spliced from 2 exons. Gene Ontology annotation, cellular component: extracellular region. The record is from RefSeq and is a predicted model, not a curated record. The coding region runs from base 72 to 392 and encodes 106 amino acids. Gene Ontology annotation, molecular function: sodium channel inhibitor activity.